Molecule: messenger RNA, 414 nt
Organism: Fimicolochytrium jonesii
Lineage: Eukaryota; Fungi; Chytridiomycota; Chytridiomycetes; Spizellomycetales; Powellomycetaceae
Exons: 6
Coding region: 1-414 (137 amino acids)
Biological process (GO): proton motive force-driven ATP synthesis
Source: RefSeq, a predicted model, not a curated record
AUGUACUCUCUCCGUAUCGCCCGUGCGGCUCUUGUGAGGCCCGCUCUGAAGAUUAGCGCCCCCUCCGCUACUCGCGGUUUCGCGCAAACCGCCUCGGUCAAAGCCGACAUUAUCUCGCAAAUCUACCUGCAGCAGUUGAAGGCCUACACCCCACCAAAGGAUACUGGAGCUAAGGUGGACCUUCCAACCUCCUUCGCUGCCCCCGCUCCGCCUCCCAAGCCGGAGUUGGACGUGACCGUCGCUGAGGCGUCCGGAGCUGUGGAGCAGGGUGUUGAGGAGGAGCAAUGGCCCCCGGUGUACAACCCCAUCGAUGACCCAGCUAACUACCCUGAUGAAUACGACUUCACCACCGACAACGAUGACGGCGCUUUGUUCCCCAAGCGUCUGCACCCUAUCGAUUACUUCCACCACUAA